Molecule: messenger RNA, 2156 nt
Organism: Cebus imitator (Panamanian white-faced capuchin)
Lineage: Eukaryota; Metazoa; Chordata; Mammalia; Primates; Cebidae
Gene: BRD9
Product: bromodomain containing 9
Exons: 16
Coding region: 607-1998 (463 amino acids)
Biological process (GO): regulation of transcription by RNA polymerase II
Cellular component (GO): nucleus
Source: RefSeq, a predicted model, not a curated record
CGUCUGUGUCUGCAGACUACGCCGACAAGCCCCUGGAGAAGCCCCUGAAGCUGGUCCUCAAGGUCGGAGGAAGCGAAGUGACUGAGCUCUCAGGAUCCGGCCACGACUCCAGUUACUAUGAUGACAGGUCAGACCAUGAGCGAGAGAGACACAAAGAAAAGAAGAAGAAGAAGAAGAAGAAGUCCGAGAAGGAGAAGCAUCUGGAUGAUGAGGAGAGGAGGAAGCGAAAGGAAGAGAAGAAGCGGAAGCGAGAGCGGGAGCACUGCGACACGGAGGGAGAGGCUGACGACUUUGAUCCCGGGAAGAAGGUGGAGGUGGAGCCGCCCCCAGAUCGGCCCAUCCGAGCCUGCCGGACACAGCCAGUUCUCGCUGGAACUUAAAAUGCUGUGAGACACCAAGCAGACAGAUACUGUGAACUUGGAGCUCUCUAUUGAAGGGAUACCAAAGUCUUUGUAUUCAAUUUUUUUUUUCCUUAAAUUGUCAGCCGAAAACGAGAGCACACCUAUUCAGCAGCUCCUGGAGCACUUCCUCCGCCAGCUCCAGAGAAAAGAUCCCCAUGGAUUUUUUGCUUUUCCUGUCACGGAUGCAAUUGCUCCUGGAUAUUCAAUGAUAAUAAAACAUCCCAUGGAUUUUGGCACCAUGAAAGACAAAAUCGUAGCUAAUGAAUACAAGUCAGUUACGGAAUUUAAGGCAGAUUUCAAGCUGAUGUGUGAUAACGCGAUGACGUACAAUAGACCAGAUACCGUGUACUACAAGUUGGCGAAGAAGAUCCUUCACGCAGGCUUUAAGAUGAUGAGCAAAGAGCGGCUGUUAGCUUUGAAGCGCAGCAUGUCGUUUAUGCAGGACAUGGAUUUCUCUCAGCAGGCAGCUCUUCUGGGCAGCGAAGACACAGCUGUUGAGGAACCUGUUCCUGAGGUUGUACCUGUACAAGUAGAAACUGCCAAGAAAUCCAAAAAGCCGAGUAGAGAAGUUCUCAGAUGCUGGAGCGGCAGCUGCAGCCCUGGGGUCAGGAGGUGUGAAUGCCGCAGCAGAAGCAGCUGUAUGUUUGAGCCGGAAGGGAACGCCUGCAGCCUGACAGACAGCACUGCAGAGGAGCACGUGCUGGCGCUGGUGGAGCACGCGGCUGACGAGGCUCGGGACAGGAUCAACCGCUUCCUCCCAGGCGGCAAGAUGGGCUAUCUGAAGAGGAACGGGGAUGGCAGCCUGCUCUACAGCGUGGUCAACACGGCCGAACCGGAUGCUGAUGAGGAGGAGACCCACCCAGUGGACUUGAGCUCGCUGUCCAGUAAGCUGCUCCCAGGCUUCACCACGCUGGGCUUCAAAGACGAAAGAAGAAACAAAGUUACGUUUCUCUCCAGUGCCACGACUGCACUUUCAAUGCAGAACAAUUCAGUGUUUGGCGACUUGAAGUCGGACGAGAUGGAGCUGCUGUACUCAGCCUACGGAGAUGAGACAGGCGUGCAGUGUGCGCUGAGCCUGCAGGAGUUUGUGAAGGAUGCUGGAAGCUACAGCAAGAAAGUGGUGGACGACCUCCUAGACCAGAUCACAGGUGGAGACCACUCCAGGACGCUCUUCCAGCUGAAGCAGAGAAGAAAUGUUCCCAUGAAACCUCCAGAUGAAGCCAAGGUUGGGGACGCCCUCGGAGACAGUGGUGGCUCUGUUCUGGAUUUCAUGUCGAUGAAGUCGUAUCCUGACGUGUCUCUGGACAUCUCCGUGCUCAGCUCUCUGGGGAAGGUGAAGAAAGAGCUGGACCCCGACGACAGCCACUUGAACUUGGAUGAGACGACCAAGCUCCUUCAGGACCUACAGGAAGCCCAGGCAGAGCGUGGUGGCUCUCGGCCCUCAUCCAACCUCAGCUCCCUGUCCAACGCCUCCGAGAGGGACCAGCACCACCUGGGAAGCCCUUCUCACCUGAGUGUCGGGGAGCAGCCAGACGUAACCCACGACCCGUAUGAGUUUCUUCAGUCUCCAGAGCCUGCAGCCUCUGCCAAGACCUAGCUCUGGGCCAGCUUCAGCUCUUUUUUUUUUUUUUUUUUNUUUUUUAGUUUUCAUUUGCAUGUGUGGAGUUUUUGUUGUUAGACAAGGACUUUUAUCUCUUUGGCCUGCGGGAAGCAGCCCCGGGGAGAUCAUGGUCAUGAAUUGUCUGUGGCAUCGUG